AUGAAGAUCUGCGUUGCCAUCAUUCUGUCAAUAGCCCUCCUUCUAGGUAACUCUGUCAAGCUCCGAGCUUCCGUUACUGGGCCGGUUCCCUCGGACGGUGAUGGUCCUGCGUCUCAGGUGUGUCAGCAGUGCUGCCAGGGACCUGCUGCCAUACCCGGCAUACCUGGUCUGCCCGGACCGUUAGGACAGAUGGGGCCGUACGGUCAGCCGGGGUCAAAGGGCGGCAAGGGUGAGCCUGGACACAAAGGUGAGAUUGGACAGAUUGGACCUAUGGGUGAUCAGGGAUCACCUGGGAACACUGGGUCUAAAGGUGAUGAUGGGAUUGGUCUGCCUGGCAAGAUAGGUCCGAGAGGGCUACCUGGUUUUGUUGGAGGAACUGGGGAACCUGGUGUCAAAGGUCAGAAGGGUGAGACAGGGGGGACACCAGACGACUCCAACCAGCGGGUGGCAUUCACUGUGGUGAGGACGAGCAGCUCGGAUACCUCUACGAGUCACGACACCCGUUUGCCCUUCCAGCAGGCCGAGACCCUUCUGCCGGGUACCAGUUUCGAUCUCGAGACCGGUACGUUCACCUGUAGUGUGCCAGGCACCUACGUAUUUACGUUUUCUGUUCUUAAAUAUAGCAACAGCAAUAGCCUUUUUAUCUAUCUGGUUAAAAACAACCACAGGGUGAUUACCACCCUUGGUCAAUCAAAUCAACGAGGUCAGUUGUCUGGAAGCGCGGUGCUGGUUCUGCAGCGUGGAGAUACGGUGUAUCUCACCAUGUACGGUAGGGCGUACAGUGAAUCCACAAGCCACUACACCUCAUUCAGCGGCGUCCUCCUUUACCCGGAGUCAAUGAAUUAAUUAAUAAAAAAUCACCUCGCAUAAAUAUACAGGAGCAGUGCUGCCCCCCCAAAAAAACUUCGCUUUCCAUUUU
This is a messenger RNA of Patiria miniata (bat star), 919 nucleotides long. RefSeq names its product collagen alpha-1(X) chain-like. Lineage: Eukaryota; Metazoa; Echinodermata; Asteroidea; Valvatida; Asterinidae. The record is from RefSeq and is a predicted model, not a curated record. The transcript has a single exon. Gene Ontology annotation, molecular function: protein binding. Bases 1 to 846 code for a protein of 281 amino acids.